AUGAGAACACACUCAACAAUAUGUGUUUUAUUGUACAUUUUCCUGGGCUCUUUAUCUGUUGUCACAGCAUGUGGAAAUAUUCUUGUAAUAAUCUCCAUCAUCUACUUCAGGCAACUCCACACACCUUCUAACUACCUUAUUUUCUCACUGGCUGUGGUUGACCUGCUUGUGGGAAUUGUAGUCUUUCCGUUCAGCAUGUCAUAUCCUCUCAGCUCUUGUCUGUAUUACAGAGACUUAUUCUGCAAAAUACGGGACAGUUUUGAUGUUGUACUGAGCACAACUUCCAUUUUUACUUUAUGUUGUAUUUCUGUUGACAGAUACUAUGCAGUGUGUCAGCCGCUGACAUACAGGACUAAGAUAAGCUUUCAAGUUGUUUCAGUCAUGAUCCUGAUGAGCUGGGGUGUUUCUAUUUUUAUUGCUGUUGGCUUUGUUAUUACAGAGUUAAAUCAGAAAAAAUGUGAACAAAACUGUUAUUUAGAUGAUGUGCUUGAAAAGAUUAUGGCACCUGUUUUUUCUUUUUAUCUGCCCAUCAUCAUAAUGCUGUACAUCUACCUGAGGAUUUUCCUUGUUGCACAGAGACAGGCUCGCAGCAUCCAGAACAUAAUGAAUUCUGGAGUCACUGUCAGCAAUGGGGAAAGGAAGGCCACCAGGACUCUGGCUAUUGUCAUGGGAGUUUUUCUCAUCUGUUGGCUGCCGUUUUUUCUUUGCUUUUCGCUGCAGCUAACAGGUCGUGUGACAAUGCAGGUGUAUGAAACACUUAACUGGUUUACUCUGUCUAAUUCAAUGCUCAACCCAUUCAUUUAUGCUUUCUUUUACAGCCGGUUCAGGUCAGCUUUCAGAAUGAUCAUUUCUGGAAACAUUUUUCAAGGAGACUUUUCUAACUCUAAACUUCUUUGA
Melanotaenia boesemani (Boeseman's rainbowfish) is the source of this 897-nucleotide messenger RNA. RefSeq names its product trace amine-associated receptor 1-like. Gene Ontology annotation, molecular function: trace-amine receptor activity. NCBI's taxonomy places the organism in Eukaryota, Metazoa, Chordata, Actinopteri, Atheriniformes, Melanotaeniidae. Gene Ontology annotation, cellular component: membrane. Bases 1 to 897 code for a protein of 298 amino acids. The record is from RefSeq and is a predicted model, not a curated record. The transcript has a single exon. Gene Ontology annotation, biological process: G protein-coupled receptor signaling pathway.